Microthlaspi erraticum is the source of this 1500-nucleotide messenger RNA. NCBI's taxonomy places the organism in Eukaryota, Viridiplantae, Streptophyta, Magnoliopsida, Brassicales, Brassicaceae. The record is from the annotation of a GenBank genome assembly.
AUGGACAUUACACUUGAUAAGGUUUGCUACAAUGUGGCGUUUGAUGCUUUGGUAAAGCUUGGCGAAGUAGACGAAGCUAUCAAGUUGUUCAGAGAGAUGACUGGUGAAGGUAUAGCUCCUGACGUCGUCAACUACACGACUCUGAUAAACGGUUGCUGUCUACAAGGUAGAUGCGGUGAUGCCUUUGAUCUGAUGAUUGAAAUGGAUGGAACAGGUCAAACGCCUGAUAUCGUUACAUACAAUGUACUUGCCGGUGGAUUAGCUAGGAAAGGUUUUGCAGAAGAGGCGUUCGAAACGCUAAAGCUGAUGGAAGCUCGAGGUGUGAAGCCCACUUUUGUUACACGCAACAUGGUCAUCGAAGGCCUGAUUGCUGCAGGUAAAACAGACGAGGCUGAAGCUUUCUAUGAGAGUUUGGGACAUGAAAGAUCUCGGGAGAAUGAGGCAAGUAUGGUUAAAGGUUAUGCAGAAGCUGGCCGUCUUGAUCAGGCCUUUGAACGGUUCAUUAGACUGGACUUUCCUCUCCCCAAGAAUGUGUAUUUCACACUAUUCAGUAGUCUUUGCGCCGGCGAUGAAGAUCACAUCGGCAAAGCUCAAUACUUGUUAGAAAGGAUGUGGAAACUUGGAGUGGAACCUGGGAAGAGCAUGUAUGGAAUGUUGGUUGGUGCUUGGUGUCGAGUUGAUAACGUGAGAAAAGCCCAUCAGUUUCUUAAAGUGUUAGGUGGUAGAGAGAUAAUCCCUGAUUUGUACACUUACACAACCAUGAUCAACGCUUACUGCCGGAAAAACGAGCUGAAGGAAGCCCAUGCUCUUUUCAAAGAAAUGAAGAGGGUAGGGAUCAAACCUGAUGUGGUAACGUACACAGUUUUGCUCAAUAACAUUCCAAAUCUGGAUACGAAGAGGGAAAUGGAAGAGCUUGGUGUUGAACCAGACGUUGUCUACUACACAAUCAUGAUUGACACAUAUUGCCGGUUAAACAACCUGAAGAAAGCCAAUGCUCUUCUUAAAGACAUGCAGAGGAGAGAGAUAACUCCUGAUUUGUUCAUUUACACGAUCAUGAUUAACACAUAUUGCCGGUUAAACGAGCGGAAGCAAGCCUUUGCUCUUUUUAAAGAAAUGAAGAGGGUAGGAAUCAAACCUGAUGUGGUAACAUACACAGUUUUGCUCAACAACAUUCCAAAGCUGGAUACGAAGGAGGAAAUGGAAGCCCUUGAUGUUAAACCAGACGUUUUCUACUACACGGUUCUGAUUGAUCAGCAGUGCAAGAUUGGUGAUCUUAAAGAGGCGGAAAGGAUCUUUGGUGAAAUGAUUGAAAGUGGGGUUGAGCCUGAUGCUGCGCCUUUUACGGCACUAAUAGCUUGCUGUCGUAAGACUGGAUAUCUUAAAGAGGCAAAAAGGAUUUUUGAUCUAAUGAUUGAAAGCGGGAUAAAGCCUGAUCGUGUGUCUUAUAGGAAUGGACCUGUACGUAAGGCGGACACACCAAUGUUGGACAAAGGGGAUUAA